Messenger RNA from Betta splendens (Siamese fighting fish), 1696 nucleotides. Its product is annotated as arylamine N-acetyltransferase, pineal gland isozyme NAT-10-like. The transcript has 2 exons. The record is from RefSeq and is a predicted model, not a curated record. Bases 479 to 1351 code for a protein of 290 amino acids. NCBI's taxonomy places the organism in Eukaryota, Metazoa, Chordata, Actinopteri, Anabantiformes, Osphronemidae. Gene Ontology annotation, molecular function: acetyltransferase activity.
UCCUUAUUCUGUGUUAAAGUACGACUUCACACUUAAUCAUAGUGUCAACAGUUUUUCUGGUUUUAAAUGGUGCUGCAAAUCACUGAAGAUAAUAAUGAUAAUGGAUUUAUUAUCAUAUAAAAUAAAAAAAUGUUUAGUUUAGCAAAAUAUCGCGUUCAGUUUAGUUAAUUUAGUCGGUGUUAGAUGUAAGGUCAUGUGACAGACUACAAACUUUAUAAAAUACGUUGAUAAGCCUAAGUAACUCAGAAACCAGCGAACGACUCAGUCCAAGAACUUUAACCGCACUUUAUCUUAGCCCGCACCAACCGGAAGUUCAAGUCCAGAGAGAGGAAAUAGAAAUAGCGUAAAGAGGCGGUUUAACAGCCAGAAAGCGUUUGCGCAGUUACUUUCGCUUCGAAGAGAAGAGUGGCGCUCCAGAAGUUCCUCACAAUUCACAGUUCAUAUGAAAUUUUUGCUGUCAAACUAUAUAUAAGGAAAGAUGAAUUUGGAUGAGUACUUCAGGAGGAUUGGUUUCAAUGGCUCCUACAGCAAACUGGAUCUUGCAACCCUGAAGCUGAUCCACAAGCAACACGUGAUGUCACUCCCAUUUGAAAACCUCAGCAUUCACUGUGGUGAGAGGAUCACUACGGAUCUGGAGGUCAUAUAUGAUAAGAUUGUGAGGAACAGUCGUGGGGGUUGGUGUCUGGAGAACAACUCUCUGUUCGGCUGGGUCCUGAGAGAAAUGGGCUACGACACCGUGACCCUGGGCGCUAAGGUUGUCAUAGACGCUGCCAAUGGCUGCGGCCCCAGUGACAAUCACCUCAUCAACAAGGUGGUCAUCGAUGGAAAGUCUUACAUAGCAGAUGUCAGCUUUGGAAUGUCUUCCCAAGUGUGGGAGCCUCUGGAGCUGGUCUCUGGGAAGGACCAACCUCAGGCAGCGGGCAUCUUCCGUCUUAUUGACCAGGGGGGCGUGUGGGUGCUGGAGAAGACGAGCAGAAAACCAAAGCUUGUCAACCCAGAAUUUAACAAAUUAGACCUGGUGAACCGGAAGGAAAAAAAGGAGAUCUACUGCUUCACCUUGACGCCUGUGGAGGUUGAUCACUUCUACGAGAUAUCGCACCAACUUCAGACAGACCCCAACUCACUGUUCACCAACAAGUCCAUCUGCUCUUUGCAGACGCCCACAGGUUUUCGAGGGCUCGUCGGUUGGACCUACAGCGAGGUCACGUACAAACCAGAGGAGGGGAUUGAUGUUAUAGACAUGAGGGACAUAUCAGAUGAUGAAAUAGAUCAAACUCUGAGGGAAAAGUUCAACGUAAAACUGCAGAACAAACUGCAGCCUGUGAACAAAAAAGUAUCCUACACCAUCUGAACAACGUCUUGUUCAAAGUGCUAGUAAUUGUCCUGAAUUAUUGCAACCUGAUUUUUAAAACAUUCAUUAACAAAUGUUAUCCAUAUUUUCUAUUUGUAUAUGAAGUUUUCAGUCAUGUUAUUAUGACAGAAAGGACUAAAAGUAAUGAAUGUAUUGUCAUUGUAUUAAUUGCCACAUUUAGGAAACUGGACAUUAUUUGUCCAGUUUCCUGGACAAAUAAUGAAGGAUUGUGUUUAAAUAAAGUCAUAAUGACAACAGAACAUAAUGACAACAGAACAUAAUGGGAACUUUAUAGUUUGGAAAAUAAAAAUAAAUCAGUACCCUAAAACAGACUCUCAAAUCAUU